Molecule: messenger RNA, 1843 nt
Organism: Athalia rosae (coleseed sawfly)
Lineage: Eukaryota; Metazoa; Arthropoda; Insecta; Hymenoptera; Athaliidae
Product: cytochrome P450 6a2-like
Exons: 6
Coding region: 138-1697 (519 amino acids)
Molecular function (GO): monooxygenase activity; heme binding; iron ion binding
Source: RefSeq, a predicted model, not a curated record
GAUUAGCAAAUUCUUUUCGCCACAGUUGUCUGCCCGUCCUUGUCAAGGUUUCUCAUCUAACGUUUCACAUGUAAAAAUUUAUUUCAAUUGUUGAAUUCGACGUUAACAUAUACGCACGGUAUAACAGCGUAGCCAUAAUGGUGUAUUACUUGGUGAAUUUUUUAUUACAAUUUAUCGGAACAAUAAUCGCGCUAAUCGUUUGCGGGUACAUUUAUAUGAAAUAUGUAACAUUCGACUAUUGGAGUUCGAGAAAUGUGGAUUUUGUGAAACCAAUCGUCCCGUUUGGAAGCCUGUGGCCAGUGCUUUCGCGAAAUAUUUCGCUUGGUGAAUAUCUUCGCGACAAGUAUUUGGAGUUCCGAAAACUGCCCGUCUUCGGCAUAUACACUUUUCACAGGCCCACACUGGUGGCCGUCGACCCGGAAAUCGUGCGUUUCAUCCUCACGAAGGAGUUCUCCCAUUUUCAAAAUCGCGGACUUUACUGCAACGUCGAUGCCGACCACUUGGCCGGUAAUCUUUUUUUGUUACCGAGUAAGAAAUGGAGAUUUUUAAGGCACAAGUUUUCCCCAACAUUUACAUCGAGCAAAAUGAAGCAAAUGUUUUUCGUGGUAAAAGAAAUAUCCGAAAUACUAUCAACAUUCGUUGCGGACAAGGCGAAGAAUUCGGAACUCGUGGAAGUAAAAGAACUCAUGGCAAGUUUUUCGAAUGACGUAAUCGCAUCGACGGCUUUCGGUAUUCAGUGCGACAGCCUGAACAACCCAGACGCAGACUUUCGCGCCCGAGGUCGCAGAAUCUUCGUACCCAGGCCGAUACAAAACGCCCUGUGUAUCCUGGUUCCAUCGUUGGCAAACCUUUUGAAAAUCCCUCUGGUUGACGAGGACAUUAAAAAUUUUUUUACCGACGCAUUCAAGGAUACCGUUAAAUACAGAACGGAGAACAAAAUAGUGAGGAAAGAUUUUUUGAAUUUGAUAAUGCAACUGAUGAACACGGGGCAUCUGGAAGAGGACGAUGAUUCCAAGAAAUCCAAAUCUUCGGUCUCAGCGGACACAGGCGAGGAAGACAGGAAGAUCACGAUACUGGAAGGGGUUGCCCAGGCAUUCGUAUUUUGGCUGGCUGGUUUCGAAACUUCGUCAACGACCGCGGCGUUCUGCCUCUACGAAUUGUCACUGAAUCAAAAUAUUCAAGAAAAAGUUGCCACCGAAAUAAACGAGGUGUUGAAUAAAUUUGGAGAUUUAACGUACGACAGUAUAAGGGAAAUGCCCUAUCUCCACAAGGUUGUAAGCGAAACGCUGAGAAAAUAUCCGUCCCUUCCAACGUUGAACAGAGAAUGUACGAAGGACAUCGUACUUCCGGUAAACGGUCUCCGAGUAACGAAAGGAACCUCGGUCAUUAUUCCGGUGUUCGGACUGCAUCGGGAUCCGGACACUUGGCCAGAUCCAGAUAAAUUUGACCCAGAACGAUUCAGCGAAGAAUCGAUCGCCGCGAGACACCAAUAUUCUUAUCUGGCUUUCGGCGAGGGGCCAAGAAAUUGUAUCGGGAAGCGGUUCGGAUUGGUACAGACGAAGAUCGGCCUCAUCGGCUUACUGUCCAAGUACCGUUUCACUCCGGGACCAGAUUUGAAAAUACCGAUGGGAAUAAAUAAGGGAAAUUUCGUCCUCGGCCCAGAUGACGACAUAACACUCAGGGUCGAACCGCGAUGAUUUGUUCCACGAGAUUCGAAAUACGUGGAUAUUUUCGAAUGGGGAUACAUCAGGGGCUGGGGGGUGUUUGCUUUCAAUGCGAAAUUAUUGUCGGACAUUUGUCCGGUUACGAAUAAACUCGAUACGAACAAAUUCGGCUAUGGAAA